GUCCGUGAGGUCCACAGCUCCCCUUGUGCAGCCCCUCCGCCGUCUGACCUGCACGUGCCCUCGGGCCCAGCAUCCAGGAUGGGGCUACAUGUGCACAACAGUGUCUGGCCGGCAACUGCAGUCUGAGGACCCGGAUGCAGAAACUGAAGAGGACCCCUGUGUGACUGCAGGGCCCGGGGACGAGAUCAUUCGGCCACGGCCACAGGGGUCCUCCCCUGUCUACGAGUGCACUGCUGAGAGUGCCGCCUUCGGACUCCCGGACGAAGACGCACAGAGACGGCGGACUUCCUCGGGCUCCGGGGGGCGGAGGACCUGGUGGAAGAGGGAUUCAGGAGACUCUCGAACGUUUUCCAGGAUGAGUCGUCCACAGUCCCUGCAGGAGGCCACAGAGAUGAUGCUGACGACCGAGGCGGAGGCUGGAGCCAGCGGCUACAGCGUCACAGGGGGCGGGGACCGAGGCCUUUUCGUCAAACAAGUGCUGAAGGACUCCUCCGCUGCCAAGCUUUUCAGCCUGAAAGAAGGCGAUCAGCUGCUCAGCGCAACCAUAUUCUUCGACAACAUUAAAUAUGAAGACGCACUCAAAAUUCUCCAGUACUCAGAGCCUUACAAGGUUCAGUUCCAAGUCAGACGGAAACGCCCUGCCGCAGAGGAUGCGGAAGGGGCCUCCGGGGCUGCUCGGCCUGGCUGGAAGGACAGUGAGAAACAGGAGAGAGAGGCCGCCGAUGUGUGCACGGAGACCCCCACCAGGACCCUGGAAGGCAGUGGAGACAAGGAGAGGCUGCUCUCCAGGCCCAGGGAGGGCAGAGGCAGGCAGCCCCGAAAGGAGAGACUUUCCUGGCCCAAGUUCCAAUCAAUAAAGAGCAGGCCCAGGUCAGGGCCACAGAGGUCACGCAGCUCUUCCGAGGCCUAUGAGCGAGGACCCGCACCUGACGUGUCCCCCACGAGCACAGACACGGAAGCCCAGCUCCCAACAGAGGGGCAGAAGGCAGGACCAGACGGCCAGCGGAGAAGAAGGUUCCUGAACCUGAGAUUCAGAGCGGGCUCGGGGAAGGGUCCGAUGCUGGGGGUGCGACCGGGCCCAGCGGUCCAGGCAGGGGUCCUAGAGGAGGCAGGGCCUGGGGACGAGGGCCACGAAGGCGCCGAGGCCGCCGCAGAGAGAGCGGCGGAAGGACCCGAGGGCACAGCGGCUCUCACUGCCCCGCAGCCCGGGGCGCCGAGCCUCCCUGGCCAGGGAGCCACGAGGGAUGCGGCCGGCGCGGCGCCCCGGCGCAGGAGGAAGACAAAGGAAGCAAAUGACCAGGGCGACUUCGUGUCACAAGGGACACCGGAGAUAGAUGUGGCCGUACAGCACGGUGCAGACGGCCACAGAGAAGUGGCCCAGGGCAAACACGUAUGGAUUGCAAGAUCAGCUCUGCAAGGCAAAGCAGACACACAGGGCUGCCAACCGGAAUUCCAAAUCCAAACACCCGAUUUGAAAACACCCAAGUUUGAAUUUUGCAGUGAAAAGAUGAAAGUCACAGAGGUGGAUAACGCAGUGGUCCUAAGGCAGCCCAGGCACGGAGGUCCAGCGGCAGAAGACACGGGUGACGCAGAGCACAGAGACCACGGACGGGAGACACAGGCGGCUGGACAACCCGCAGUGCCCAUGACAGAACGGGAGGACGGUGGAGCAGAGGGCGCUGAGGCAGGUCACCGAGAUCACCAGACCAAAGAUGGGGACACACAGGCCGAUGGGAGACAGAAGAAAACUAUAUUCAAAUUCAAAAUCCCCUCCUUCGGGUGGUCUCCAGGAAGAGACAUAAAAUCAGUGCAAGAAAAAGACAGAGAAAAGGAAACGACACUCACAGAUCCGACAUUGCAAUCAGGGGAGAGAGUCAUUCAAACAGAAGAGGAACAAAGAAACCUAGAAACAACGAAGAGACAUCCAGGGGAAGAAAAAAGGCAAAGAGAGGCGGGAGAGACCACUGCAGGUGACCUGGCCAUGGAAGAGAGGGAGUCGGCCGCCAGAGACAACAAGUUCAAGAUGCCCAAGUUCAAGAUGCCGUCCUUCGGCGCCUCGGUGCCAGGCAAAGACCUGGCAACAUCCGUGGACGUCACCGUGCCCCUGCCCAAAGUUGGCGUGGCGGCCACCCUGCCCUCCCUCGAAGGUGAGAUCCGAGGACCAGAGGGCGCCGUGCAACUGCCCACUGGUGAUAUCGAUCUUCCUGGGGGAGAGUUGGAGGUGUCCCUCCCCGAGGGAGACGUGUCAGUGUCCGGGCUUAAAGGCAAAGCAGAAGGGGCCAGGAUCAAGGGCCAGCUACCCAAGGUCCAGGUGCCCAGGAUCAAGAUGCCCAAAGUGGAUGUCAAGGCGCCCCAGGUGGACAUCAAGGCGCCCAAGGUGGACGUGAAGGGCACCAAAGGCGAGCUGAGUGCCCCCACCGUAGAGGUGACUCUGCCCAGCGUGGAGGUGGACGCCAGGGCACCCGGCGCCCAGCUGGAGGGUGACCUGGCCCUGGGAGACAGGGAGGCGGCCCCCAGAGACAGCAAGUUCAAGAUGCCCAAGUUGAAGAUGCCAUCCUUCGGCGCCUCGGCGCCAAGCAAGUCCUUGGAGGCCUCGGUGGAUGCGUCCCUGCCCAAGACCCAGGCCGAAGUGUCCCUGCCCUCCAUCCAGGCCGACGUCAAGACCGGUGAUGUGCGCGUUGAGCUGCCAUCUGCCGACCUGGAGCUCAAGCCUGCCUCGCUGGGCGUCGAGCUGCAGGAGGGCCAAGUGCCUGAGGGGCAGCUCCAGGAAGCCUCGGCAGGAGCCGGACUCAAAGGGCACCUGCCCAAGGUGCACAUGCCCAGCAUCAAGAUGCCCAAAGUGGACUUCAAGGCGCCCCAGGUGGACAUCAAGGAGCCCCAGGUGGACAUCAAGGCGCCCCAGGUUGACCUCCAUGUGCCCCAGGUAGACCUCAAGGUGACCCAGGUGGACCUCAAGGCGCCAAAGGUGGACGUGAAGGGCGCCAAAGGUAAGCUGAGCGCCCCAGCCGUGGAGGUGACCCAGCCCAGCGUGGAGGUGGACGCCCGGGCACCCGGCGCCAAGCUGGAGGGUGACCUGUCCCUGGGAGACAGAGAGGCGGCCCCCAGAGACAGCAAGUUCAAGAUGCCCAAGUUCAAGAUGCCAUCCUUCGGCGCCUCGGCGCCAAGCAAGUCCUUGGAGACCUCAGUGGAUGCGUCCCUGCCCAAGGCCCAGGCCGAAGUGUCCCUGCCCUCCAUCCAGGCAAACGUCAAGACCGGUGAUGUGCGCGUUGAGCUGCCAUCUGCCGACCUGGAGCUCAAGCCUGCCUCGCUGGGCGUCGAGCUGCAGGAGGGCCAAGUGCCCGAGGGGCAGCACCAGGAAGCCUCGGCAGGAGCCGGACUCAAAGGGCACCUGCCCAAGGUGCACAUGCCCAGCAUCAAGAUGCCCAAAGUGGACUUCAAGGCGCCCCAGAUGGACAUCAAGGCGCCCAAGGUGGACCUCCAUGUGCCCCAGGUGGACCUCAAGGCGACCCAGGUGGACCUCAAGACGCCUCAGAUGGAUAUGAAGGUGCCGCAGGUGGACAUCAAGGCGCCGCAGGUGGACCUCCUUGUGCCCCAGGUGGACCUCAAGGCGCCCCAGGUGGACGUGAAGGGUGCCAAAGGUGAGCUGAGAGCCCCAACCGUGGAGGUGACCCUGCCCAGUGUGGAGGUGGACGCCCGGGCACCCGGCGCCAAGCUGGAGGGUGACCUGGCCCUGGGAGAAAGGGAGGCGGCCCACAGAGACAGCAAGUUCAAGAUGCCCAAGUUCAAGAUGCCAUCCUUCGGCGCCUCGGCGCCAAGCAAAGACCUGGGAACAUCCGGGGACGUCGACGUGCCCGUACCCAAAGUUGGCGUGGCGGCCACCCUGCCCUCCCUCGAAGGUGAGAUCCAAGCGCCAGAGGGCACGGUGCAACUGCCCACUGGUGAUAUCGACCUCCCUGGGGGAGAGGUGGAGGUGUCCCUCCCCGAGGGAGACGUGUCAGUGUCCGGGCUGAAAGGCAAAGCAGAAGGGGCCAGGAUCAAGGGCCAGCUGCCCAGGGUCCAGGUGCCUAGCAUCAAGAUGCCCAAGGUGGACGUCAGGGCACCCAAGGUGGACAUGAAGGCGCCCAAGGUGGAUAUCAACGCGCCCCAGAUGGACAAAAAGGCGCCCCAGGUGGACCUCAAGGCGCCCAAGGUGGACGUGAAGGGAGCCAAAGGGGAGCUGAGCGCCCCCACCGUGGAGGCGACCCUGCCCAACGUGGAGGUGGAUGCCGGGGCACCAGGCCCCAAGCUGGAGGGAGCCGGACUCAAAGGGCACCUGCCCAAGGUGCACAUGCCCAGCAUCAAGAUGCCCAAAGUGGACUUCAAGGCGCCCCAGAUGGACAUCAAGGUGCCCCAGGUGGACAUCAAGGCGCCCCAGGUGGACAUCAAGGCGCCCCAGGUGGACCUCAAGGCACCCCAGGUGGACGUGAAGGGCGCCAAAGGCGAGCUGAGUGCCCCAGCCGUGGAGGUGACCCUGCCCAGCGUGGAGGUGGACGCCCAGGCACUCGGCGCCAAGCUGGAGGGUGACCUGGCCCUGGGAGAAAGGGAGGCGGCCCCCAGAGACAGCAAGUUCAAGAUGCCCAAGUUGAAGAUGCCAUCCUUCGGCGCCUCGGCGCCAAGCAAAGAUCUGGCAACAUCCGUGGACGUCCACGUGCCCGUGCCCAAAGUUGGCGUGGCGGCCACCCUGCCCUCCCUCGAAGGCGAGAUCCAAGCGCCAGAGGGCGCGGUGCAACUGCCCACUGGUGAUAUCGACCUCCCUGGGGGAGAGGUGGAGGUGUCCCUCCCCGAGGGAGACCUGUCAGCGUCCGGGCUGAAAGGCAAAGCAGAAGGGGCCAGGAUCAAGGGUAAGCUGCCCAGGGUCCAGGUACCCAGCAUCAAGAUGCCCCAGGUGGACCUCAAGGCGCCCAAGGUGGACGUGAAGGGAGCCAAGGGGGAGCUGAGCGCCCCCACCGUGGAGGUGACCCUGCCCAGCGUGGAGGUGGACCCCCGGGCACCAGGCCCCAAGCUGGAGGGUGACCUGGCCCUGGGAGAAAGGGAGGCGGCCCCCAGAGAAAGCAAGUUCAAGAUGCCCAAGUUGAAAAUGCCAUCCUUCGGUGCCUCGGCGCCGAGCAAGUCCUUGGAGGUCUCGGUGGAUGCGUCCCUGCCCAAGGUCCAGGCCGAAGUGUCCCUGCCCUCCAUCCAGGCUGACGUCAAGACCGGUGAUGUGCGCGUUGAGCUGCCAUCUGCCGACCUGGAGCUCAAGCCUGCCUCGCUGGGCGUCGAGCUGCAGGAGGGCCAAGUGCCCGAGGGGCAGCACCAGGAAGCCUCGGCAGGAGCCGGACUCAAAGGGCACCUGCCCAAGGUGCACAUGCCCAGCAUCAAGAUGCCCAAAGUGGACUUCAAGGCGCCCCAGGUGGACAUCAAGGUGCCCCAGGUGGACAUCAAGGCGCCCCAGGUGGACAUCAAGGCGCCCCAGGUUGACCUCCAUGUGCCCCAGGUGGAUCUCAAGGCGACCCAGGAGGACCUCAAGGCACCCAUGGUGGACGUGAAGGGCGCCAAAGGCGAGCUGACCUCGGCAGGAGCCGGACUCAAAGGGCACCUGCCCAAGGUGCACAUGCCCAGCAUCAAGAUGCCCAAAGUGGACUUCAAGGCGCCCCAGAUGGACAUCAAGGUGCCCCAGGUGGACAUCAAGGCGCCCCAGGUGGACCUCCAUGUGCCCCAGGUGGACCUCAAGGCGACCCAGGUGGACCUCAAGGUGCCCAUGGUGGACGUGAAGGGCGCCAAAGGCGAGCUGAGCGCCUCCGCCGUGGAGGUGACUCUGCCCAGCGUGGAGGUGGACGCCCGGGCACCUGGCGCCAAGCUGGAGGGUGACCUGGCCCUGGGAGACAGGGAGGCGGCCGCCAGAGACAGCAAGUUCAAGAUGCCCAAGUUCAAGAUGCCGUCCUUCGGCGCCUCGGUGCCAAGCAAAGAUCUGGGAACAUCCGUGGACGUCACCGUGCCCGUGCCCAAAGUUCGCGUGGCGGCCACCCUGCCCUCCCUCGAAGGUGAGAUCCGAGGACCAGAAGGCACCGUGCAACUGCCCACUGGUGAUAUCGAUCUUCCUGGGGGAGAGUUGGAGGUGUCCCUCCCCGAGGGAGACGUGUCAGUGUCCGGGCUGAAAGGCAAAGCAGAAGGGGCCAGGAUCAAGUGCCAGCUGCCCAAGGUCCAGGUGCCCAGCAUCAAGAUGCCCAAGGUGGAUGUCAAGGCGCCCCAGGUGGACAUCAAGGCGCCCAAGGUGGACGUGAAGGGCGCCAAAGGCGAGCUGAGCGCCCCCGCCGUGGAGGUGACCCUGCCCAGCGUGGAGGUGGACGCCCGGGCACCCGGCGCCAAGCUGGAGGGUGACCUGGCCCUAGGAGACAGGGAGGCGGCCCCCAGAGACAGCAAGUUCAAGAUGCCCAAGUUCAAGACGCCAUCCUUCGGCGCCUCGGUGCCAAGCAAGUCCUUGGAGGCCUCGGUGAAAGCGUCCCUACCCAAGGCCCAGGCCGAAGUGUCCCUGCCCUCCAUCCAGGCUGACGUCAAGACCGGUGAUGUGCACGUUGAGCUGCCAUCUGCCGACCUGGAGCUCAAGCCUGCCUCGCUGGGCGUCGAGCUGCAGGAGGGCCAAGUGCCCGAGGGGCAGCACCAGGAAGCCUCGGCAGGAGCCGGACUCAAAGGGCACCUGCCCAAGGUGCACAUGCCCAGCAUCAAGAUGCCCAAAGUGGACUUCAAGGCGCCCCAGAUGGACAUCAAGGUGCCCCAGGUGGACAUCAAGGCUCCCCAGGUUGACCUCCAUGUGCCCCAGGUGGACCUCGAGGCGACCCAGGAGGACCUCAAGGCACCCAAGUUGGACGUGAAGGGCGCCAAAGGCGAGCUGAGCGCCCCAGCCGUGGAGGUGACCCUGCCCAGCGUGGAGAUGGACGCCCGGGCACCCGGCGCCAAGCUGGAGGGUGACCUGGCCCUGGGAGACGGGGAGGCGGCCGCCAGAGACAGCAAGUUCAAGAUGCCCAAGUUCAAGAUGCCGUCCUUCGGCGCCUCGGUGUCAAGCAAAGACCUGGGAACAUCCGUGGACGUCCCCGUGCCCGUGCCCAAAGUUGGCGUGGCGGCCACCCUGCCCUCCCUCGAAGGCGAGAUCCGAGCGCCAGAGGGCGCGGUGCAACUGCCCACUGGUGAUAUCGACCUCCCUGGGGGAGAGGUGGAGGUGUCCCUCCCCGAGGGAGACCUGUCAGCGUCCGGGCUGAAAGGCAAAGCAGAAGGGGCCAGGAUCAAGGGCCAGCUGCCCAGGGUCCAGGUACCCAGCAUCAAGAUGCCCAAGGUGGACGUCAAGGCGCCCCAGGUGGACAUCAAGGCGCCCCAGAUGGACCUCAAGUCGCCCAAGGUGGACGUGAAGGGCGCCAAAGGUGAGCUGAGCGCCGCCACCGUGGAGGUGACUCUGCCCAGCGUGGAGGUGGAUGCCAGGGCACCCGGCGCCAAGCUGGAGGGUGACCUGGCCCUGGGAGACAGGGAGGCGGCCCCCAGAGACAGCAAGUUCAAGAUGCCCAAGUUCAAGAUGCCAUCCUUCGGUGCCUCGGCGCCAAGCAAGUCCUUGGAGGCCUCGGUGGACGUGUCCCUGCCUAAGGCCCAGGCCGACGUGUCCCUGCCCUCCAUCCAGGCGGACGGCAUGACCGGUGAUGUGGGCGUUGAGCUGCCAUCUGCCGACCUGGAGCUCAAGCCUGCCUCGCUGGGCGUCGAGCUGCAGGAGGGCCAAGUGCCCGAGGGGCAGCUCCAGGAAGCCUCAGCAGGAGCCGGACUCAAAGGGCACCUGCCCAAGGUGCACAUGCCUAGCAUCAAGAUGCCCAAAGUGGACUUCAAGGCGCCCCAGUUGGACAUCAAGGCGCCCCAGGUGGACCUCAAGGCGCCCCGAGUGGACCUCUGUGUGCCCCAGGUGGACCUCAAGGCACCCCUGGUGGACAUCAAUGUGCCCAAAGUGGACGUGACAUGUACCAAAGGUGAGGUGAGCCCCCCUGAUUUGGAGGUGACUUUGCCAGUGGAGACCGUUUUGGUCCCCCAUCCUGACAGUCAUGGUGGCCCAGUGCAAGCAGUGUUUUCGGAGUCUUCUGGCCGGGUGACCUUUCCUAAAUUUCAUCGACCUAAGUUCCGGCUUUCACUACCCCCAUUGGGACCCGGUGAGUUGGAGCCCGAAGGUGCAGAAUGGGCACCCAUCCUGUCCCCGCCCCUCUCUGAGUCGGGGCCGUACUCCUCGGCUCGGGAUGCCACGGGGCUCCCCCUUCCAGGCAGUCCGCUGCCAUCAGCAAGUGUGUCUGUAUCCACGGUGGCAGCGGGCCAGGUGGGUGCCGUGGUGACGUCAGCAGUGGCUGCAGAGCAAGUCCCAUCUGAAGACGCCGUGCCUAAGGGGAAGGGCAGUCCUGUGAAGGCACCAAGGCUAAAGCUGCCCUCUUUCCGCUGGUCCCCAAAGACGGGGGCAGAGCCCAAAGCAUCCGCUGGACUGGGCCUGGCUUUCAACACCCUGCCAGGGGGUUCCGGUACAGAAGCGCGUGAGGAUGUGCAUCUUGGGCAGGAGGGGGAGAAGGGAGAGGUCAGAGUGCCUGCCCUUGCUGGACUGAAGGUUUCCCCUCCCAGAAUGAGGGUUUCCACUGCAGGACCCGACGGAGAUGGUGGGGAGUGGGGUGCAGCGGCAGCAUCGGGGCCCCCAGAAGGUGGGAAAAUUACCUUCCAGCCCCCACAGCCCCAAGCUCCCGGUGCCAGCUCCAUCAAAGCUGUGCCUGGAGCUGGCAAUGCCACAGUGGGGGUGAGCCUGCCCGCCCCCGGCCUGGCCCUGCGGGACAGCCCGCCAAGCCUGCUCUGUGGGGAGGCGACGACCCCCUCAACGGAAGUCCCCCUGCCGGUGGUGUGGACUGCGCCAGAUGCCGGGUCCCCCAUGGAGUGCAGCCAAGAGCGUGAGGCGUCAGGCGCUGCGGCUGGCCCCAGGGAGAGCUGGUUCAGAAUACCCGGGCUACGUCUGCCCAGCUUCAGGCGUCCCCCCAAGGAGAGGCCUGGGUCUGCAGGGCUGGGGGCUCAGAGGCCCACACCUGCUGCAGGUGCGCCCGGGGAGGGAGAGGCACCGACCAACGUCCAGAGUCAGGACGCCCCUGUUCCUGGGGCAGAGGAGGAGACAGCCGAGUGCCUGCGGCCCCUGGAGGCUGAUGCGGACCUGGAAGCCGCUGGCGCUGAGGCCGCUUGUCCCGCAGGUGUUCUGCAGCGGGGCGCAGGGCCUCAGGUCCCUGCUGCCGAGGGUCGGGUCCGGCCAGGCACAGGCUCCCUCCCCCUGCAGUGGUGCGGGACACUUGCAGAGACCUGGGGCCCUCCAGGAGAAGCGGGCCAGCCCCCCGUCCCAGGGACAGCAGCGCAGGGCCCGACCGGCGGCACCGAGGGGGCAGAGGAGCCGCCCUCCCGGCCCGAAGGCCCUCUCAGGCUGAGGGCUUCCAGUACUGAGGUGCCAGCCCAGGUGUCCGUGGUCAGCGUGGGGCAGGUCUGGGAAGACUCUGUGCUCACCGUCCAGUUCCCCAAAUUAAAAGUUCCGAGGUUCAGCUUCCCAGCCCCCAGCUCCGAGGCUGACAUUUUCGUGCCCAGCGUGAGAGAGCUGCGGUCCCCACAGCGCGGUCCUGACGCGGCCCUGCAUGGCCAGAGCGCCGGCGUCCUGACGGCCCCCGCGGCCCCCUCCUCGGAGGCCGCCCCCAUCUGUAAGGUCAGGGUGCACAUUCAGAGCGCAGAGGCUGAGAGCCGGCAGGUGGCCGUCCACAGCACGGUGACAGCCCUGUACACCCAGCUCUCAGGGCCGGAGGCUGUUCCCACCCGGAUUGCGCAGGAGUUCGAGGGCCCCUCGUGGGACCCCGAAUCACCUCAUGGGUUUUCCUUACUAACGGGGAGGGCCCCGGAGCCCAGCACGAGGCCGCAGGUGCACCUGGGGACUGCGGACUCUAGGCCACGAGGGCACCUUCAUGAACCAGUCACCCCAGGAGCAGAGCCUGUGUCUGGGGACCUCCAGCCUGACACCGGAGAGCCGUUUGAGAUCAUCUCUCCCGGUGUAGACGUGCCGGGGCUGCCCGCCGUCUCUCCUGACCUCCCCUCUGGCCACGGGCGUGCAGACAGCUGCUCCGACGAGGAGUUCCCGCUGGAAGAGGGCCGGGAGGCGGCCGCCCUGGCAGAGGACGACGGGGCCCCCAGAGCAAAAGCAGAAGCUAAAAGGUCCUCCGGUCUGUUCCGGUUCUGGCUCCCCAGCAUCGGGUUUUCCGCCUCGGUCGCCGAGGCCAGCGCUGACUCGCAGGCCGAAGCCCCGACCCCGGCUCCCGUCCAGACGCAGCCCGAGGCGCGGCCGCCGCAGGAGAAGAGUGGCUGGUUUCGGUUUCCCAAGCUGGGGUUCUCCUCGUCCCCCACCAAGAAAAGCAAAAGUGCUGAGGAGGAGGCGCGUCCGGCCGAGCGGAGUCUGCAGGACGAGGUGGGCCCCUUCUUCGAUGCCCGAGACAGCUUCUCCCCGGAAGAGCAGAGAGAAGGGGGGGCGAUGGUGGCCUCCGCGGAGAGGCCCGAGCUGACCCAGCCGGAGCGGGACGGAGACUCCGGCCAGCGCCCCCCGCCCAGGCCCCGCAGCAAAUGAGGGCCGGGCAGGGGGACCCUUCCCCGAGGACAGGCGCCCGGAUGGAGUCGCGAAGCCGAGGCCCUGCCGCGCAGAGCUCCCGUCCGCGGACUGAGCUGCAGGGCGGGAGGAUUUCGGGGACCCCCAUGGUGGUGGCCGUGCAGGGUGUGAGCGGCCCGAGGGUGCCGUAGUUUUGCUGUGGCCCCUGUCCCGUGUCAGGUGGAGUCUGGUGCAUUCUGGCGGCCUUCUGCCCGCCCCUCCCCUGCAAGCUCACUGCCCGGCCUCCUGCAGCCUGCGGGAUGCUGUGUGCCUCUGGGGCAGGGGCUCCGGCCGCGGGCCAAGGGGGCCUCCGUCCCGCACCUGCACGCCCCACGCGCGGUUCCUGAGCCCCUGUGUGCACACGCUGCCGCCAGGCUACCCGUGGAACCCCCUGGCUGUCCCCAGGUGGGCAAUAAAGGACAGGAUGCACGGGC
Messenger RNA from Suricata suricatta (meerkat), 11112 nucleotides. It is a transcript of the gene AHNAK2, whose product is annotated as AHNAK nucleoprotein 2. The coding region runs from base 89 to 10660 and encodes 3523 amino acids. Gene Ontology annotation, biological process: regulation of RNA splicing. Lineage: Eukaryota; Metazoa; Chordata; Mammalia; Carnivora; Herpestidae. Gene Ontology annotation, molecular function: protein binding. The record is from RefSeq and is a predicted model, not a curated record. Gene Ontology annotation, cellular component: costamere; nucleus; cytoplasm. The transcript has 9 exons.